Molecule: messenger RNA, 2115 nt
Organism: Cucurbita maxima (winter squash)
Lineage: Eukaryota; Viridiplantae; Streptophyta; Magnoliopsida; Cucurbitales; Cucurbitaceae
Product: glucan endo-1,3-beta-glucosidase 5
Exons: 2
Coding region: 498-1964 (488 amino acids)
Biological process (GO): carbohydrate metabolic process
Cellular component (GO): plasma membrane
Molecular function (GO): hydrolase activity, hydrolyzing O-glycosyl compounds
Source: RefSeq, a predicted model, not a curated record
GCUGCGACAUGGAGAAAUCGGCGAGAAAAUACAAUAAGAAACUAACAAUCAGGUCUCGGAAUCAUUUAAACAUGGCGAUGCACUUCUAAUUUAAUACUACUUUUUCUCUCUGUUCGUCUUGUAGAAUUCUGUCUCUGUGUGGAGUUCGAGAAUCCGAAGUUUCUACAGUUGCGGAGGUUUGGUAUUCGAACCUUUGAUUUGUUGCGGUAAAGUUGAUUCCAUUAUUGUUAUCGUUCUUUUGUGGUUUUACUUUCGCUUACUUUUUCUUUAUUGACGUCUGUCGAUAUUUGUGCUAAUGUUUUUCCUUUCUUUGCUUUGGCCUGUUGCUGCUUCCUUGCACGAUAAGAAAUCCUCCAUUCCAGAAGCUUUCUAGUUUUGUGCCCUAUGCCCUACCUUUUUUUGCAUCUAAGUUGCUUGUGAUAAACCGAACUCGCUUUCAAUUUCAUCAGUUUGAUCGGUUUGUUUUUCUUCCAUGGUUCUUUCUGUCAGUAAUUGAUAUGGAAUCGUUGAAAUUUCUAGCUGUUCGGGGACUUUUUCUUGUUCUGCUGCUCUCUUCUGCGGCGGUGAGUUCAGUAAUUGGAAUCGGAGUGAACUGGGGAACUCAAUCUACUCAUCCGUUGCCGCCGGCUACGGUGGUGAAGUUGCUGAAGGAUAAUGGCAUUCAGAAGGUUAAGCUUUUUGACGCCGAUCCUGUAGUUCUAAACGCUUUAGCCAAGUCAGGGAUUGAAGUGAUGGUAGGAAUUCCAAACGAUAUGCUCUAUAGCUUGGCGAAUAGCAUCCAAGACGCUGAAAAUUGGGUUGCCAAAAACUUGUCGUCUUAUAUUUCGUCCACAAGUGUCGAUAUAAGGUAUGUUGCAGUUGGGAAUGAACCGUUCUUGAAGACCUUCAAUGGAAGCUUUCUUGGAACUACUUUUCCUGCUCUUCAAAAUAUUCAAGCUGCCAUUGUCAAGGCUGGUUUAAGCACUAGGGUUAAAGUGACGGUGCCUAUGAAUGCUGAUGUUUAUCAGAGUCUAACAACUGUACCUUCUGGUGGUGACUUUCGUUCUGAUAUCCAUGACCUUAUGCUUUCCAUUGUCAAAUUCUUGAGUGACAGUGAAUCCCCUUUUACUGUCAAUAUCUACCCCUUCAUUAGCCUUUAUGCAGAUCCCAAUUUCCCUAUUGACUACGCCUUCUUCGAUGGCUUCUCCCAAGCUUUGGACGAUAACGGUCGAGUCUACGACAAUGUGUUUACUGCAAACUACGACACCCUUGUUUCAUCUUUGCAGAAAAAUGGCUUCCCUAACAUGUCCAUAAUAGUUGGGGAGAUUGGAUGGCCAACAGAUGGAGACAGGAAUGCAAAUUUGCAGUUUGCCAAGAGGUUCAGCCAAGGCUUUCUCUCGCGCUUUGUUUCGGGACAGGGAACGCCAAUGAGACCUGGUCCUAUUGAUGCAUACUUGUUUAGUCUUAUUGACGAAGACGCCAAGAGCAUUCAGCCAGGCAAUUUCGAACGUCAUUGGGGUCUAUUUUACUACGACGGUCGGCCUAAAUACAUGCUUCAAAUGGCAAACGGCACACGUAGUUUAGUACCCGCAUCAAAUGUCAAGUAUCAAGCAAAACAAUGGUGUGUCCUGUCCCCAUCAGCCAGCCUCGACGAUCCACAAAUUGCCCCAAGCGUUAGCUACGCUUGCGAAAACAGCGAUUGCACGAGCCUUGGCUUCCAGACAUCAUGUGGGGCGCUAGACGCUCGGCAAAACAUCUCUUAUGCAUUCAACAGCUACUACCAGAUAAAGAAUCAGGUGGCAAGCUCCUGUAAGUUUCCUCAUCUCUCUGUUAUUUCAACUCAAGAUCCAUCAGUUGGAAGUUGCAGGUUCAUUGUGAUGACACAGCCUUCUGAAGUUGCUGUGAAUGAAAAAUCAAAGGCUCUGAGGUAUUCUGCUGGAUCAUUGCUGUUGUUUCUCUGUUUUUUUAUUCUAGCAGUUCUGUGAUCAAAAACUACAGAGAUUCCUCCAUCUCUUUGAUUUAUAUAUGUUUAUGCAGUCAAAAUCUGUAAGUUUAUAUUUUGAGUUGUAAUAUUACAUUGAAAAAAUCGAUCAAUCUCCAAAAUAUGGCUUUUAAAAGUAUAUUAGUUGAACAAAA